AUGGAAAAUUCAUCAACAGUGUCAUCCAUCAUACUCUCUGCCUACUUUGGAAUGCAGGAUUUUAAGUACAUGUACUUCAGUAUUUUCUUUAUUUUGUAUAUUGGCAUUGUUGCUGAAAAUGUAAUUCUAAUUGUGGUUAUCUACACUGAGAAAACACUGCAUCAACCAAUGUAUUUCCUGGUGUGUAACUUGGCAGCAAAUGGACUCUAUGGUAGUACUGCACUGCUGCCAGCUGUGUUGAGAAAUUUAGCUUGGUCCUCUAGUGAGAUCUCUUUAGCCAGCUGUCAAACACAGAUCUAUUUCAUACAUACAUAUGCUAUUGUUGAAUUUACAAUUAUAGGAGUGAUGUCUUAUGAUAGGUAUGUUGCUAUAUGUCAUCCACUGCGUUAUCAUACCCUCAUGUCUCUGACAAAAGUCUAUAAACUUCUAGUUAUGAUAAUGUAUUCUUAUGCACAUAUCCUGAGAAUCUGUGCAUCAUCUUCCAAAGAAUCCAAGCUCAAAGCACUUCGAACAUGCAUUCCACACUUGUUUGCAAUUAUCAACUAUUGUCAAUCUAUGGGUUAA
Molecule: messenger RNA, 564 nt
Organism: Esox lucius (northern pike)
Lineage: Eukaryota; Metazoa; Chordata; Actinopteri; Esociformes; Esocidae
Product: olfactory receptor 14I1-like
Exons: 3
Coding region: 1-564 (187 amino acids)
Biological process (GO): G protein-coupled receptor signaling pathway
Cellular component (GO): membrane
Molecular function (GO): olfactory receptor activity; G protein-coupled receptor activity
Source: RefSeq, a predicted model, not a curated record